This is a messenger RNA of Rhodofomes roseus, 886 nucleotides long. Its product is annotated as S-adenosyl-L-methionine-dependent methyltransferase. Bases 131 to 793 code for a protein of 220 amino acids. The record is from RefSeq and is a predicted model, not a curated record. Gene Ontology annotation, molecular function: S-adenosylmethionine-dependent methyltransferase activity; O-methyltransferase activity. The transcript is spliced from 4 exons. NCBI's taxonomy places the organism in Eukaryota, Fungi, Basidiomycota, Agaricomycetes, Polyporales, Fomitopsidaceae.
AUAGGCCGUGCCUAACGUGACUGGUUUACGAGUCUAGGGGUCCGAUAAAUACGAGUGCAUCUCCUAGAAUUGCUAGCGAUCCUCACCCCAGCCUGCCCUCUAUACUGAACAGAAGUCACCAGUGAUCGCCAUGCAGCCGGAGGAAGAUUGGACUCGCACAGACGUCUAUCACAAUAGCUUCCUUCUUGCGUCCGAUGAGGUCCUUGACUUCACGAGGGCAAACAGCGCGAAGCACGGAUUGCUGGACAUCGCUGUCAGUGCGGCGCAGGGGAAAUAUCUCAACCUUCUCGUGCGAUCGAUCGGCGCGAAGAGGAUUCUUGAGGUCGGAACGCUAGGAGGGUACUCCUCUAUAUGGAUGGGCCGUGCGCUCCCCGAAGACGGCCAACUCGUUACACUGGAACUCGAUGAGAAGCAUGUCAAUGUUGCGAGGGAGAACAUCGCCCACGCCAAUUUGACGGACAAGGUGAAGGUCAUACAAGGCGCUGCCGCCGACUCCCUGGUGCAGAUGCCCGGAGACAGGCCCUUCGACCUUGUGUUCAUCGACGCAGACAAGCCGAGCAACCUGACGUACUAUCUGGAGGCGAAGCGCCUCACAAGAAAGGGAUCAGUUAUCAUCGUGGAUAAUGUAGUGCGCAAUGGCAAGGUGGCCGAUCCCGCAUAUACCGAUGCGAACGUCGAAGGCGUCCGCAAGCUCUUGGAACAUCUGAAGACUGACCAUGAAGUGGAGGCUACCACGAUAUCGACUGUCGGAGAGAAAGGCUGGGAUGGCUUCACUUACAUCCUCAAGUUGUAACGUAGCGUCGCACGUACUAAGCAAGAAUGUUUUUGUAGCAGACUUGUUGCAAGAGCAAAGUGGAAGUGCCUUUCCCGUCGAUGUGUUCCGAAC